Molecule: messenger RNA, 2349 nt
Organism: Candidula unifasciata
Lineage: Eukaryota; Metazoa; Mollusca; Gastropoda; Stylommatophora; Geomitridae
Source: the annotation of a GenBank genome assembly
AUGACUCUGGAGAAGGUAGUUAUCCCCCCUGCUCCCAGCACCAGGAAUAACAUUGUUACAAACUUGCUGUUCGCUGAGAAGAAAAUCCCAAACUUGCUGAUCGCUGAGAAGAAAAUCCCAAACUUGCUGAUCGCUGAAAGGAAAGUCCAUUUGUCGAUCAAGCCGGCACGCCAGGUUGCCAGUUCCCACUGUAGAUCUGAACAAAAAAACUCGGAGUUAGUUCAUAAAAACAUACAUAACAAGAACAGUUCAGCUGCAGGAACAGUACACAACAACCAGCUGCUUCGUUCUCACAAGUCUGAUACUCAAAUCUUGGUCCGUGAAGCCAGGCAGGCCACGACACCCACGGCUGUAGUUGUCGUCAAAACAAGUCAUAUACAGUCAGCCCAUUGUCCGUAUACAUGUCCCCGGAACAAACGGCACGAAAUCCCGCCUCCAAUGCCACGAUCCGGUGGCCAGUCGUCCCGUUCGUCAGCCAUUAAACGGGCAGAGACAAAAGAGCCGAACUCUGACGGGAAUAGUCGAAUCCUGCAGACAGAAACUAGUCUGUCUGGUGUGGACGUGGAGUCAUCAGUCAAAGGGCGUCAGACACGUUCGGCUGAUGGUCGACCUAGGAAGAGUACCACCUCGUGUUCUUUCUUUUACUUUAUUCGUCGGAAAAAGGAGAAAAGUAGCAGAUCAUCUUCUCCAGACAUCAAAGACAAGAAGUCGAAUCCACAGAACAAUCGUGCCCGGUGGAGCAUUUCAUGUUCUUCAGCACAGUCUGAGAAAAAAUCCGAACGCACACCUUCACCGUCCCACAAGAAUCGCAGACCAUCAGGACAGUCUCAGGUUUCCUCUAGACUUCCGCUGACCCCAUUAUCCUCGAACCCAUCCCUUUCAAUCACCUCCCCAAGCGUUCCAUUAUUAGAUUCAACUUCGUCUCCAGUGUCAAAGAAGCGCCCACAGUACACAUCAAGAUCCCGACCCAAGCACCGACGUGAUCGUCGUCGCCACCGCACUAGUAAACGUGCUUCCCAAACUCAACCUGAAGACAGUCUGAAACUAGAAGACCUUCCCCCACACCCUUCUUUGUUCAGGAAAACAAUCGUGACAAUCUCCAGCGAACCAGACACCGAAUACUUAAUCCCCAGGGCAAGCAGCAACAGAACUGACAACAGUCACGAAAACAGUAGCAGUAAAAUCACCUGCACCAAUUCUGACGCCAAUUCACGAUCAAGGAAGAAUUCAAAAGCCGAGUCCUCCGUUGUCGUCAAAAGUGUAGCCACAACAAGUUCUGGCUCUGGUCCCAGAAAAGAGUCACAGAAAGAAGAGUCUAGGCAGAACCUGAAGCUGAAAUCCCAGCACAGUGCCAGUAAAACUGACAUUGAAGAGGACUCGCAUUGUUUGACAACGUCUAGCAGCGAAGCGCACUCCAACAAGUUUCGGUCGCAUUCUCUACCCAGCUUGCGGGGCGAUCACUAUCAGACUGACGUGGACACCAGGGUAAUAACUGACGCUGAAGACUUCGAGUUCAACCCCUCAGACAUGCUAGGUCCUCUGAAUCUUUCACUGUGUGGCUGCGGGUUUUUGGGGAUGUACCACUUGGGUGCCAUCUCCGUUCUGACCCUGAGAGGACCCACGUUCGUUGACCGUCUGGAGAAGAUAGCUGGUGCUUCGGCAGGAGCGCUGAUGGCGGCCGUGCUGGUGACGGCACCAGAUAAGAUAGAGGAGUCUGCAGAGCACAUACACAACCUGGCUAAAGAGAUCCGGAAGAAGCCCUUGGGUGCCUUGACUCCUGGCUACAACUUCACUCGCAGUCUUCGGUACAUGGUGGAGGACAUCCUGCCCGAAGAUGCCCAUGAGGUUGCCAAGGGGAAGUUGUUUGUGUCACUGACCAACGCCGAAACCAAGGAGAAUGAGCUGAUGUCAGACUUUGAAUCCAGAGAUGAGCUGAUUGAUGCCCUGGUAGCAAGUUGCUACAUUCCAGUCUAUGCAGGAAUCAAGCUGCCCAUGCUUCGAGGACAAAAAUAUAUUGAUGGCGGCCUGUCUGACAAUUUGCCCAAGUUUGAUACAGGCAGGACUAUUACUGUGUCCCCUUUUGAUGGCAAGUCUGAUAUUGGGCCCAGAGUUGGUCAAGAGAUCGAGAAGAAGGCCCAUUUCAUCAAUGUCCACAAUCAAGAUAUACAGGUGAAUUUGAAUAAUAUCAAGAAAGGCGUCCAUGCUUUCUUUCCUCCCAAACGUCAGAUGCUGCAGGAAUACUUUGAGAGAGGUCGCCGUGACGCCAGCCGUUUCCUGAUCCGAGAGGGACUUUACGAGGUGACACUGACUUCCCAGACUAAAGCUGUGCUGUAUGAGUCGUCUGUGUAG